This is a messenger RNA of Quercus robur (English oak), 2626 nucleotides long. RefSeq names its product interactor of constitutive active ROPs 3. Lineage: Eukaryota; Viridiplantae; Streptophyta; Magnoliopsida; Fagales; Fagaceae. The transcript has 5 exons. The record is from RefSeq and is a predicted model, not a curated record. Bases 387 to 2258 code for a protein of 623 amino acids.
AAAGCUGUGUACACAGUACACCUCUGUUGUCUCUUGCCUGUCUCCGUUUUGUAUUCACUCACGACAUCUUACUCCUCUACUCACUCUUCACAUCCCACUGUUCCAAAAACCAAAAGAGUGAGUUCCUUGGAAACUGCGCUAACGACAACUCCAACGAGAAGAAGAAGAAGAAGAAGAAGAAUAAGAAAGAAGAAGAUUAAGCUUAAUAUUUAUGGCUGUUUCCGUGCUUCUCAAACAAUAGCUAACUGUCUCUCCCAAAAUCACCCCACCUACCUCGUCUCAAACUCAAACAUACACCAGGGUCUUGUGGGACAGGCAGCAUUGAAGUAAGUUUGCUCAUACAUCAGCCCCAUCUUCACUUUGUUCCUAGAAAGGCAGUUAAAAUCAUGCAGACCCCAAAAGCAAGAAGUGGCUCCUCAGAGGUGCCUCAGAAGGUUUCUCCUCGAGCUGUACGCCAACUCAAGCCAACUGCAGUAGAGACUGAUGUUGCAACUGCUUCAGCUCAGGCUAGUAGAGCACCUAAAGAUAGAAGCCCAAAAGUUGUUGAGCGUAGGUCACCCAGAAGCCCAGUGACUGAGAAGAAGCGCCCAAGCAGAAUAUCUGAAUUGGAAACCCAGGUUUCUCAUCUUCAGGAGGAACUGAAGAAGACAAAGGACCAGCUGAGUUCUUCUGAAUUAUGGAAGCAGCAAUCCCAGCAAGAUGCUGAGGAGUCCAAAAACAAACUAUUGGCUGUGUCUUCAGAGCUUGAAGAGUCCCAGCUGCAGCUUCAGGAGCUGUCUGCUUCUGAGGAAGCCCGUGUUGUUGAGCUACAAAAGAUCUCAAAAGAAAGGGAUCAAGCAUGGCAGUCCGAGCUCGAGGCUGUCCAGAGGCAGAACUCAGUCGACUCAGCCACAUUGGCCUCUGCCAUGAAUGAGAUUCAGCAACUUAGGGUCCAGCUUGGAAUGGUAGCUGAAUCUGGUUCUGCACAAACCAAGAACAAAGAAUCAGCAAAUGAAGAGCUUGAGAGCUUGAAAGCAAACCUUGCUGAAACUCUUUCUCUUGUGGCUAACAUGAAAAACCAACUACAGGACUGCAAAGAAUCAGAAGCUCAGGCACAAGCACUGGUUGGUGAAACUCUGCUGCAACUGGAAACUGCUAGACAAACUGUAGAGGUGCUCAAAUCAGAUAGCAUGAAAUCCAUGGAAGCUUACAACUCUGUUGCCUCAGAGUUAGACCAGUCAAGGGCACGUGUGAAUUUCCUAGAAGAACUUGUUAGCAAGCUUGAAGCAGGCCUAAAAAAUAUUAGUGGCGAUGUUUCUCAAAAUCCUGCAGGUGAUCAUAACAUUGAGCUGGAACUUGGAAAAGAUCAAGAGACAGGGGAAUCAAUCAAGAUUAAAGCAGAACUUCACUCUUUGAAGUCUGAGGUAGCUCGACUAAGAUCUGCUUUAGAAAUUGCUGAGAGCAAAUACCAUGAAGAACAAAUUCGGAGCACAGUGCAGAUAAGAAGUGCUUAUGAACUUGUGGAGCAGAUAAAAUCUGGAUCAAGUCUAAGAGAGGCUGCACUGGAGGCAGAACUAAAGAAAAAGAAAGCUGAUGUUGAGGAGUUAAAAGCAAACCUGAUGGAUAAAGAAACUGAAUUACAGGGUAUUUCGGAGGAGAAUGAGGGGUUGAAUUUGAAGCUUGAGAAGAGCUUGUCAUGCCAGAGGGAAUACGAACUGGAAAAGGAGCUGAAGAAAUUAAAUGAACGUGUUUCAGAGUUGAGGGCCAAUCUGAUGGAUAAGGAGACAGAAUUGCAGAGUAUAUCAGAGGAAAAUGAAAUGCUGAAACUGGAAAUCAAGAAAAGGGAAAUGGACAGGGGUAAAGCGAAUGAUCAUGUGGUUGCAGAAGUAGAGGCAGCAAAGGCUGCAGAGCGAGAGGCUCUUAUGAAACUUGGAAUAGUGAUGGAGGAAGCAGAUAAGUCAAACAGGAGGGCAGCGAGGGUGACUGAGCAGCUAGAGGCAACACAAGCAGCAAAUUCAGAAAUGGAGGCUGAGUUGAGAAGGCUAAAGGUGCAGUCUGACCAGUGGAGGAAGGCUGCUGAGGCAGCUGCGGCCAUGAUUUCAGCUGGGAAUAAUGGGAAGUUCAUGGAGAGAACUGCAUCAUUGGACAGCAACUAUAAUUCCAUUGCAGGGAAGAUGGGCUCACCUUACUCCGAAGACAUGGAAGAUGAUUUACUGAAGAAAAAAAAUGGUAACAUGCUGAAGAAGAUUGGAGUGCUGUGGAAGAAGCCACAGAAAUAGGAACACCAUGGGACAGAUAGUUUGGUGGUAUGUUCAACCCAGUUAUUUCAUUGAGUGUUAGCAUUCUUCCAAAGCUCUCAGUGGUGGCGAAAUGGAAGUAAUUACUCAGUUAUUUUCAGGCAUUUUGUGUUAACCCAUGAAUAUAUAUUGUAGUAUCCUAUAUCCUGUUUAUGUGACAAUUGCUGCUCUUAAUUUUGUAAGGAAAUAUUAUCAAACUCCAGGACAAUGUCGGAGUUAAUGACAAACAUGGGUUUCACCUGAUAUGAUUGUCUCCGUAAGAACAUAUUUACUGUUCUAUAUACUCGGAGUCGUUUUAUGGAUACAUUGGAGUAUUUGAUUAUUAUAGUAUGGCUCUUGCUUUGUAAAUU